This is a messenger RNA of Neomonachus schauinslandi (Hawaiian monk seal), 6602 nucleotides long. It is a transcript of the gene PKDREJ, whose product is annotated as polycystin family receptor for egg jelly. The record is from RefSeq and is a predicted model, not a curated record. Gene Ontology annotation, cellular component: membrane. The transcript is spliced from 2 exons. Gene Ontology annotation, molecular function: calcium channel activity; protein binding. The coding region runs from base 1 to 6540 and encodes 2179 amino acids. Gene Ontology annotation, biological process: detection of mechanical stimulus. NCBI's taxonomy places the organism in Eukaryota, Metazoa, Chordata, Mammalia, Carnivora, Phocidae.
AUGGUGCCGCGACGGUGGCGGGAGGGUAUGGAGUCCAGGCACCGCCCCAGCCUUCCGUGUGGGGGCGGGGACGGACACCGCGGGGCGGAGCGGCCGCGCUCCCCCACUCGCUCACUGGUCAGCUGCGCCGGCCCCGCCCCGGGGCGCUCCGAGGGGGUCCGCGCCAGCCGGGCCGGGGUUGGGCUGAAAGGGUGGACCUUCCGGCUCGUGCGGGUCCCGCCGGCCAACCUGCGGCGCCCCCGCCGCGCCGCCUCCGACCUGCCCGCCGAUGGCCCUCGCCCCUACGCGGGCUUCGUGGCCCAAACCAAGUGUCCCACGGACGGGCCCACGCCUGUUGUUUUGGAAGCUGUCAACUCGGACGGUCCUCAAGCCAUCGAGUCUUCGGUGUCCUGCCAGGUAUCCGAAGAUGUGCCCUGUGUCAUAAACAUGGUAAAGAUCCAUAGGAACAAAGAUGGUGUUCCGGUGGUGUUGACCAGGAAGAUGGAGGAUACCUUCAAUGCAACAUUUAAGUACAAAUGUCCGCACUCCACGUUAAUUGUUCCGCAGUGGCAGGUCUUUUCCGUGCCCUCCGUAAAUGAUUUGCCGAAGUGGUAUAGACCUUUGGAUGUACCAACCAUCAAACCAGGGCUUAUUCCAACUAUUUUACAUAUACCCUCAAAUUCUUUAUCUUGGGGGGUGUAUGUGUUUAGAUUCACAGUCAGCAUCUACACGAAACGAAAUUGGCCUCAGGUCUCAAAGUCAGAUUUCAUGUAUGUCACCAUUGUUAGAAGUGACCUAAAGGCAGUUAUUCCUGGGGGUCCCAACCUAACAAUUAAUUUCACAGAUAGGCUGGUUCUGGAUGGAAGGAAUUCCUCCGAUCCAGAUUCAGACAACCCUUCAGAGGCACUCCUUUUCUCCUGGUACUGUACCACAGAUCCAAAAAACUACCAGGGAGCUAAAAUUACAGUGAUGAGCAACAGCGUCUGUCACCCGAAGCAAAGUGAUCUGAACUGGAAAGGGGCCUCUGGCCCUGUCCUAACACUUUCACCAGGAACGCUUAAGGGUGGAGGUGUGUACUUUUUCAGAAUGGUGAUCCGGAAGGGUGGUAGGACAGCAUAUAUUGAUAAAACGGUACGCGUGCUCAGAGGAUCAGCCCCCGCAGCAAACAUUUCGUGUAUUGAAAAUUGUGAUGCCGUUUUGGUUAUUUCAGACAGAUUUUCUUUGUUCCUAAAUUGCACAAAUUGUUCAACAAGCCAGGAUGUCUAUAAAUGGUCGAUUCUGUCGUCUUCAGGUGAUGAGGUAACAUUUGAUUGGGUGAAACACACCACAACAGGGAGGAAUGGUGCUUAUUUGUCUAUAAAAGCUUUUGCUUUUAAGGAUUUUCCUGAAGCUAAGUUUUGGAUGUCUGUGCAUCUAGCAACUUGGAGUGGGGAGACCUUGGACUUGAGGCACCCCUUUAUUAUUAACCAUGUCCCUCAAAUCGGAGAGUGCAGCAUUAAUCCAGAUAAAGGAGUUGCAUUUUUUACCAGGUUUGUCAUCCGGUGUGAUAAUUUUAAGGAUAAGAACAUCCCUCUUACAUACAAAAUGGUAGUCUCUGAUUUGUAUGGUUUUGGUCAGAUCAGUUCAGUAAUAGAGAACACCCUGGGGGCCAUCCUGUAUUUGGGGAGUGAGCCCACAUCGCCCCCUUCCUUUCUCCCUGUUGGUGUGUUGGCCAAUCGUUAUGCCAUGAAGAUCCAUGUUCAGGUAUAUGACUCUCUAGGAGCUUUUUCUCAGGUGACUUUGUAUGCGACCGUACAUGCUCCAACGGACAGAAUCUCAGGGAAGGAUGUGCUUGAUCGCUUAUUCAAUUUCACCAUGGGACCGAAUUCAUCGCUAUCUACUUUGCUUGACAACCAGGAAUUUCUCCCUGCAGGUUAUUUAAUAUAUAUAGCAGCUUCUGUUUUGAAUAACAUGAAACCUGAAUUAACUUUGCAAGCUGACAAAACCAGACUCCGGGAAUACCUUGUCAACCAGACUUUCGUUCUUCCCAAUAGCACUUUGGUGGAAAUCAGUCAGGUAGUCAUGAGUGUUACUAAAUUAACCCAGACGACCUCUGCAUUCACUCGAAUGGCUCAGAAACUCGCCACAGUGAGGAUCUGGCAAGCAAAUCGAGCCCUACAACAGUCUCGACAGAAAGAUCCACACUUUUACUCUGAACAAAUAGAAAUCGUGAGCACUGGGAUAUUAACAACUUUGUCUAAUAUCUUUAAACUGACCGUUAGCUAUGAAGUGGUUGAUGAGCCUUUCUACGAGUUGGAAUUACUAGCAGACACAAUAUUGGAGGGUAAAGUGCCAGGGAAUGAGACCACUGCAAUGACAUCCUCCAGCUUUAACAUGUACGUCAGGAAGACUGAAAAGUGGGACGUUACUGACGUCUUCAGCAAUGAGAAAAGCAGUCGAAAUUAUUUUCGUCCGACGCUAAACGUGAGCAGUAUUCCUAGUUUGCCCGCAAAUGCCCCGAUUUCCACCACGUUCUGUGAAUUUGCACAUGAUCCCUUUCCUUGGAUGAAUGAUCAGGAAAGCUGUUCUGCAGAGGUGGUUGGAUUCAGAAUGACAGGAACCACACCUAACGGCGAUGUGAUCGAGAUCAUGCCUGAUGUAGCCGAAGUGCACAUCGCCAGAAAAAACUUGAGCUUUGCAGCUUUUAAUCUCACAGUGGGACCCGAGAAUGAGCCUGAGGGAGCUGAGGAGUCCUUGAAAAGGACGACAGGGGAGUUUCGGUUUGAGGUGGACAGCAGUGUAGUGAAGCAGUUGCUGGUCCACAUUGUGACCGAAGUGACCGUGUUGUUCACGGUUUUCGUAUAUGCCGGCAGUGAAAUUACCCCCACUGCUCUGGUCGCCACCUUCCUCGCGCCCCAUGACAUCCCUCCCAUGGCCAACCAGAGUGACCUGUUCGACUCAGCUUGUACAGUUAGGGAGGCCCGCGUGGUUUGCCUUCCAGCAUCCCUGCUGCAAGUCGUAGCUCAGCGAACUGGCUCGUCUGAGUGCACCUUGAUCAUAGUUCUGCAGGCACCUCGUUUUGUCAUGAAAGCCAGUGAAAAGCUGGUGAGAAUCGCUCUUUUCAGCGCUCACUGCCUAGACAUGUAUGGGAUCCAGAGCGAUUGGAGAGAAGAUACCUGUGUUCUCGGAGAGAAGACCACCUGGCUAAGAGUGCACUGUAUCUGCCAAACCACAAGGAGGGCCCGGCGGCAGCUGGACCUAAUAAAACAAGCCAGCACCCACCUGCAAACCCAUUUUUUGACGGCCAAGGUGAUUGUGGUCCCUAAUCCUGUAGAUCUACAGUUGGAGGUCAUCAGGAACGUUACCCGCAACCCUGUGACCCUUCUCACUGUACUUUUCAUCAUGCUCAUGUACAUAAUCCUAGCUUUCUGGGCCUUGCUGAGAGAUGAAAUGGAUCAGUUUCUUUGGCUACGUGUGAUAAUUCUACUUGAUAACGAUCCUUAUGAUAAGGUGUGUUACCUCAUCACUAUUUUUACAGGAAUCCGUUGUGGGGCUGGGACCAGGGCCGAUGUCUUCAUCCAACUUAUGGGAACAGAAGGUGCCAGCGAUGUGCACUGUCUGAGCCAUCCUUAUUUUAAAACCCUCUACCGCGGAGGCAUCAACACUUUCCUCCUAACGACGAAAAGUGACUUGGGGGACAUCCAUUCCGUUCGUGUGUGGCACAACAACGAGGGCAAAGCCCCCAGUUGGUAUUUAAGCAGAAUCAAAGUGGAAAAUCUGUUCAGCAGACGCAUCUGGCUGUUUUUAUGCCGGGAAUGGCUUUCUGUUGACACCUCUUUCGACAGAACAUUUCAUGUUACCGACCCAGAGAAGCCUAUAAACAGAAUGGACUAUUUCCUGAUAGAUUCGACUUACAAGCUGGGGAGAAAUCACAUGUGGUUCUCUAUUUUCUCCGGUGUCAUUGCUAGGCCCUUCAAUAGGCUUCAGAGACUCUCUUGCUGUUUGGCAAUGCUGAUGGCCUCCCUUUUGUGUAAUAUUAUGUUCUUUAAUCUCGACAGACCAGAAGAAACAGAGUCAGGAGAGGGGAAGUACAUCAGGUCAAUGAUGAUAGGACUGGAAAGUGUCUUAAUUACCAUCCCUGUGCAUUUAUUGAUCGCUUUUCUCUUCACCUACUCUCAGAGGGAGCCUCGUGUGACUCUAGAAAAGGUAUCUCCCCGGAAGCGUUCCUUGGUGCCAGAGAGUGGACACUGGGAGGAAUAUCUUGAAAAGUGGCAUGCUCGUGAAACUGUGCAUGCUCCCACCAAGAAGGCUUCGAAGCUGCCAUCUGCGAAAAGCACUAGACUUCACAAGGCUUCUGCCAAGGUACCCUCCGUGGCACAGCCUAUGUGGAAGAAAGGAGAGAAGAAGGUCUCACGCACCCAUGGAAAAAAUAUAAAUGCCAGUAACUCAAACAAUAAUAACAAUAAAGAUGUUGCUUCUAGAGAGCCGCCUUCCCAAGUGGGUCCUGUAGAACUCAAGGAGAAGAGCAGGAUCGUUUUGCCUUCAUGUUGCAUUUAUAUAGCGUGGUUAUUGGUUUUUGUUACCUCCAGUAUAUCUUCAUUCUUCAUUGUAUUUUACGGGCUGACCUAUGGUUAUGAAAAGUCAAUGGAAUGGCUCUUUGCAUCGUUUUGUUCAUUCUGUCUCUCCGUUUUUCUGGUGCAGCCAUCUAAAAUUAUACUCCUGUCAGGCCUCAAAACAAGUAGGCCCAAAUAUUGUAAAAACCUUUCAUGGGCAGGCAGGUACUGCUAUACCGAGAUCGAGCUGCACAGCACGUUGAGCCCAGAAGAAAUGCAAAAGCGACAUGAGCAGAUCGUGCAGCUCCGAAGAUCGAGGAUGUACCAGCCCCUCACGGAAGAUGAAAUCCUAAUAUUCAAAAGAAAGAAGACAAUCAAGAGAAGGGCUUUCCUGUUCCUGUGUUACAUUCUAACUCACUUCAUCUUUCUAGCCCUCCUGUUGAGCCUCGUCGCCCUCCUGCGCCACACGGACAGCUUUUACUAUAAUCAGUUGAUUCGCAAGCAGUUCUCUGUGGAUCUCGGCUCGGUGUCCAAGCUGGUGGACAUCUACAGGUGGCUGAACCGCGUGCUAGUGCCUCUGCUCCACAAUGACCCGAAUCCAACGUUUCUUCCCGACAGCUCCUCUAAAAUCCUGGGUCUUCCCCUGCUGAGGCAGGUGAGGGCAAAAGCUGGCGAUAAACUCUGCCUGCCUGCCAACAACUUUGCGCAAACCAGCAUGGAAGGAGAAGUCCAUUGUCAUCCCAACUAUGGCACCGACCCGGAAGACACGAGAAACUACUCCAGCCUUUGGACCACAGUUGCAAAGAGGUCUGAGGACAAGCAUACCAACGGGUUUACUUACAAGCCUCCGGAGAAGACAUGGGGCUAUUUCUCCCACGGACUCUUACACACCUACGGGUCAGGAGGCUAUGCAUUCUAUUUUUUCCCAGAACAGCAGCAGUUUAAUUCCACCGUGAGGCUCAGGGAACUGCAGAGCAGCGGCUGGCUUGACGAGAACACGUGGGCCGUGAUUGUGGAGCUGACCACCUUCAAUCCAGACGUCAGUCUGUUCUGUAGCGUUUCUGUCAUUUUCGAGGCGUCUCAGUUAGGAGUUGUGAACACGAGUAUAUCCGUGCACUCCUUCUCGGUCGCUGAUUUCGACAGGGAAACUUCAGCAGAAAUCUACUUGUAUGUGGCCAUUCUCAUUUUUUUUUUUGCCUACAUGGUCGAUGAGGGCUAUAUCAUCAUGCAAGAAAGGGCCUCCUACGUGAGAAGUGUGUAUAAUCUGCUCAACUUUGCUUUAAAAUGCAUAUUUACCGUGCUGAUUGUGCUCUUCUUCAGGAAGCACUUCUUGGCCACGGGCGUAAUUCGGUUUUACUUGUCGAACCCUGCAGAUUUCAUUCCCUUUCACGCAGUUUCUCAAGUAGAUCACGUCAUGAGGAUCAUUUUGGGUUUCCUGUUAUUUCUGACCAUCUUGAAGACCCUCAGGUAUUCCAGAUUCUUUUAUGAUGUGCGCCUGGCUCAGAGGGCCAUUCAGGCGGCCCUUCCCGGCAUCUGCCACAUGGCACUGGUGGUGUCCGUGUACUUCUUUGUGUACAUGGCCUUCGGCUACCUGGUGUUCGGUCAACACGAGUGGAACUAUAGUAACCUGAUCCAUGCCACGCAGACGAUACUCUCCUAUUGCGUCUCAGCGUUUCAGAACACCGAGUUCUCCAACAACAGGGUUCUGGGGGUCCUAUUCCUCUCAUCGUUCAUGCUGGUGAUGAUCUGCAUAUUGAUCAACUUAUUUCAGGCAGUGAUUUUGUCUGCCUAUGAGGAAAUGAAGCAGCCCGUGUAUGAGGAACCAUCAGACGAAGCGGAAGCCAUGACCUAUCUGUGUCGCAGGCUAAGAGCUAUGUUUAGGUUUCUGACCUUCCAACCCAGGGACGAAGAUGAACCAGAGUUCUUUGUCAACAUGCUGUAUGGGCAGCCGGAGAAGAGCAGCCGCCGGUAUCUGGGGCUGAAGACCAGAAACAUCAAUGGGAAGAAAAUGGUUUAUCUUGUUGUGUGAUCAGUGGCAGGGUCAAGAACCAUAGGCAAGAGUCCCCCCAGAUGCUCAUUCUGUGGGUAUAA